AUGAUUAGUUUUAAACUGUUUUUAGCCAUAUAUUUGUUUGGUGGGUUAACUUUUAUCCCAUUGAUAUUAUAUUUGGUUAUAAAAUUACAUUUUUUAUUGAAUACAGUUGAUGAUGAAAGUACUGAAAAUGUUAAAAAUCAAUUACUUAAUGAUAUGGUAGACCCGAACUUUAAAGCUGGGAAAUUCCAAGAAGAUAUAGGCGUAAAAGUGUUUAGAAAAGGUUGGAUUACAGUAACUAGAGAAUAUUACCAUCAUUUUUCCGAAUUGUCAAAAUUAGGUUCUGAUUCAGACACUGAUUCUGUUCUAGAUAGAUCUCAAUUGAAAAAGAAACAGCGGUUCUAUGCAGUUUUGAAACAUGGAAAUUUAUUCUUAUACAAAAGAGAUGACCCUAAUAGUGAUUUAGUAAAUGCAAUCUCGUUGAACCAAGCUUUUGUGAGUAUUUGGCCAAGAGAUCCCUCAAAUGAGGUUUUGGAUGGUUCUUUGUUCACUAAAAGAACUUGUAUUUGCAUAUUGAAAAAAGGCGCUGUCUCUUACGAUGAUCAAAACAGAAAAAUUGUAUUCGAUGGAAUGAAUACCCAAGAUCAAGACUCGCCAUUAUCUCCAACGACCCCUUCUACAGGUUCAGCAACUGCUAUCUCACCAUCAAACAAAUAUUUCUUGUACUUUGACAAUAACAUGGAUAAAGAAGACUGGUAUUUCGAUCUAAUUAAUGCAUCAAAAAACGAAAAGACUCUGGAUGAUAUCAAUCCUUUGAAUCCAAUGAGCUCAGCAAAAACUGCUCAUUUGAAUACACAUGAUUCUUUACUUUUGAUCCAAAAUAUCAAUGCUACAGAAGGUCAAUUAUCGACAAAAUGGUUGAAUGUGUUAAUAGGUCGUUUGUUUUUAUCACUACAACAAACAGAGGCUUUGAAUAAUUAUUUUAAUAGAACUGUCUAUAAGAAAUUAUCAAAAAUUCAUAAACCAGGAUUUUUAGAUGAUUUGGCAGUUCAAAAAAUAGAUGUUGGCCAUUCAGCACCUUUAAUAACAAACCCUGUAUUGAGAGAAUUAUCCCCAGAAGGUGCUACAAAAAUUGCCUUUGAUAUACAAUAUAGAGGUGAUAUGAAUAUAAUUAUUGCAACAAAGGUAAACAUAAGUUUGGGUUCAAGGUUUAAACAAAGAGAGUUUUCAGUACAAUUAUCUAUUAAGGUCAAAGAAAUUUCUGGCCCAAUGAUCUUGAUCAUUAAACCUCCUCCUUCGAAUAGAAUUUGGUAUGCAUUUGAAUCAGAGCCGAUAUUAAACUUUGAAAUUGAGCCAAUCGUAAGUUCAAGUAAGCUUUCUUACAAUGUGAUCACAAAUGCGAUAAAAAGUAAAUUAAUUGAAGGUAUUAAGGAAUCAUUAGUUGCACCUUUUAUGGAUGAUUUAGUAUUUUACCCAACGGAGUCAGAGAUAUUUAGGGGUGGUAUUUGGGAAAAAAAUGAAUCUGAACCACCAGAGGUUCCAUCGAACCCUGAUACCUCGUCAAUUCCCUCUACAGAAAAAUUUUUGUCAAAUGACGAUAUGGAUAAUUUAUUAACUGAAAAGGUAACAAUACCCAAUUUUGAAGUCGAUAGUUUGGAUGAAACACAUUCAGCUGCCAGCUCUGCAGAUUACAAAGGUAGCCAAAUGUCAAAUGUUAAAAAACGUACAUUACAAAAAGUUGAAAGUUUAAAAAAUUCUAUUCAAUAUAGAAAAUCAUCUUCUAAUGGAUUGUCUGAUAAAGAUGAGUUUACUUCUCCUGCAUCUAGUGACACAAGAUCGAUAGGUUCUACUGAAACAACUGAAGAAAACAGUUCAUCUAAGAAAUAUAUCAAAUAUUCAAUUAAGAAGAUUGGUAAAUGGUACAAGGAUAAUGUUGCAUCUAGUGAUGACAACAAUAACAAUUAUCAAGUCACAGACAAGGACAAAGAUCUUUAUAAUGACAAUCAAUCGCAACAAUAUGAAGUAAAGCCGGUUGAGUUGCAUUCAUUGCAGGAUGCAGGCUCUCAAAAUGAUCUUGUUACAAAUGCAAAUGUCGAACCAAAAGGAGAGUUACCUCAGCCAACAUUGAAACCUGCACCAGUUAUUUUGGAGAAUGAUAGCCCGAAGAUGAUUUCAAAUAGAAGGAGACCAGUUCCUAAGGUUCCAAAUGUCCCUCUAGCAUUAGCUGUAUCAACUUCCAUGACAACCAGUGGAUCUUCUUCAUCUUUAAAAAGCCCAACUUCUCCUACUCCACCUUCAACUGGCAUGUUUAUUAACCACGAAAGGACGAGAUCUAUUUCAUCUUCAUCGUCAACAGAUGUACAUAACUACAUCAAUCCUGACUUCAAAGAAGCUCAACUAAAAGGGUUUAUUAAACAUAAUGAUUUUACCACCGAUACAUUUAAUGAUACAGUUAAUGAAGGUAAAUUACACUUAGCUAUGCAACAAAGAGAAGGAGUUAUCAAAAAUGAUUACAAUUCCUCAAAUUUGACUCUACAAGAAAAAUUGGAUGCACCUACUGAUGAGAAAGAAUUAACUAAUUAA
Molecule: messenger RNA, 2520 nt
Organism: Vanderwaltozyma polyspora DSM 70294
Lineage: Eukaryota; Fungi; Ascomycota; Saccharomycetes; Saccharomycetales; Saccharomycetaceae
Gene: NVJ2
Product: Nvj2p
Exons: 1
Coding region: 1-2520 (839 amino acids)
Biological process (GO): phospholipid transport
Cellular component (GO): endoplasmic reticulum; ERMES complex
Molecular function (GO): lipid binding
Source: RefSeq, a predicted model, not a curated record